CAGAGGAAAAGUCCGUCCCUUCAUUGUUUUCCCCCUGGAUGCAAGUGCAGCUGUCGGGAAAUUUACCCGUUGUUGGCUCGGCUAAGGUUAAGAGAACCCGUUGCUAAUGUAUCCGCUUUAUUCUUAUAUAUUUUUAAAAGUUAUGCUGCUAUAAAACUGAAUUCCCCACAGAAAUCUAGGACACCUGUGCAGAAAAACCUUAGUUGUGGAGAUGCACCUAUCCUGCUUGGAUGUGCUGUUCCAAACUAUCAGUUUAUUUUCAAAGGCACAAUCCUAAACAUCUAUCUAUGUAGCUAUAUAAAGAGAUGCUGCCCAUGUAACUAGGCUUACGGGAAGAUAAAUGCAUUCAAUUUUACUAGUAGGGAUGUUAACUUUCUUUUCCCUGACUUGCAAAAUGUAGGUUGUCCAUGAAUAAUUCACCAAUUUUUAUAACAUGCUGCAGUUUAGGUAGACUUAACCUCAGAGGAUUGCUUGACUAUUUUAUGUUUUCAUGACAACAUUUAGUUCUUAAUUCAAUAUUUUAAUUACCAGAUAGCAAACACUGAGUUUUAAGAUAAGAUAUUCAGCAUUUGUAGAAGCCUUAAUUAAAAUCACCCCAGAGACAACUGUAAAAUACAGAAAUAAUUAGGGUAGUGCUUAGAAUGGGAUAACCACAAAUAAAAGUGGGGUUUUCCAUCCCUGUGCAGAAAUUCAAAAGAAUUGUGCCCAGCAAUUUGCACUUUGAGUGAAUUGGUCUUUCACAUGUCUUCAGCUGUCAGAAAGUUAGUUGUGCUUGGGUUACUUGUCUAGACUCCCAUGUAGAUGAUGGAAUGGGAGCAGAAAUAGCAGUGGGAAAAGCAGCAUAGCAAUUUAUCUUCUUUUUCGGAGGUGCCUGUCUUUAUCUGCCAUAAAAAGAGACUUGGACACAUUAUUUUUAGACAGUUGAAGCUGGCUCAGAUGAAUGGUAAGCUAUGAGUCCUCAACUUCUGGGUCCCAAGUGUCCUUCUAGAGAGGUUGACAUACUCCUGUGUUGAAGAAAUGGGUACUACACCACAGGGGGGGAUCAAACUGGAGUUCAGUUUACACAGCUGUAGGUGUUUGAGCCUGGAGUGAGCUCUGUCUCAUGGAAUUGUUUCUGGUAGACAAUUCUUGAUAUCCUGGGAAUCUGUGAGCUCAAUGGAUUUACAAAAGGGCUGACAUGGAUUAAUGUAGUAGGAGUAUAUUGAACUGUUGGGGCAUAGAGGCAGAAGACCCAAAACCAGGUUUUCCAUGUUAUGUGACUGUGGUCAUCCUUGGUGUAGCAGUGGGAUUUUUCUCCUGGGGUAACAUUCUGUGUUUGGUGCUAGUGCCUAAAAUCAUUGUGCAUGUUAUUGAGAGGGAGAUGAGCAUCAGCUUGCUCCUGAUGUGCUCAGACUGACAGAUGUCAGGCUGUAGCGGGCACAGAGGGAGAAUCCUUUCCUGGAAGGAUUUGUAGUGUAAAUAUUCAGCACGAGGUGUAAGGGAAAGAGGCAGGAAGAGGUGAAGUAGUUUGCCUACAAAGGCAGGCAUCGUUGGGUUUUGAAAUCUCUGAAAGCAGCAGCCUGUGCAAAGUGCCUGUCAGUGUACAGCUGGCUCCCUCCUGUGCCAAAUAUUGCUGGAAAAAAAAGUAAUUAACCUUGGAUUCCCACUAAGAUUGCAGGCUGGAGGUAAUACUUGUUUCACAGGGUACUCUAUGUCCCAGUGGGGAAAAGGUGGACAAAACCUGUAAAUUAAAUGUAGUAGGUAUCAGAUACCUGACUUCCUGAGUCUCUCUGAAAAUCACAUUGUAGUUGUCUGGCUGGAGAGACAGAACACAAAGAAAGGACUAAGUUUCAAAGGAGCUUUACAAUUCUUUGUUGGUACAGCCCUGUUAACUUGGUUCUUUCCUGGUGAGAUGUUUGCCUUGUUCUGUGUGUGUAUAGAUGCCCUCCUGCCAUCAAGAUAUAGUCCUUUUUUUCCCACAGGAAUUCAGAUGAUUGGUAUUUUCCUUUGAGGAGUUAUUGAAGGGUCAUGGUCAGAAAAAGCUCUGCAUAGUUUUAUGGGGCAGGAGUUUGUUCCAUCCCCUAAGUGCAUGUACACCUCCUCCUGAUAUUUCACUGUAAAUUUUUUUCAUUUUUUUGGACUAAAUCUUUCCAGUUUGGAGCCAGCACUUCUGUGAGAUGACAUGAGGGCAUUUUGGAUGAUGGAUUAUGUAGUUUCAGACCAGUGGGAGAGUAUAGACCUCAGUCAGAUCUUGCAGCUGGCCUGAUUUAUGUUCUGCUGUUCAGCUGAAUUAGCCUCCCUCUUCUGGAAAGCCCAAGCAGUAGCUCACAGAAAGGAAAAGGAAGCUCUCAUUUAAUGCAUUUUGGAUUUUGGUGCAGGGACUCCCAAAUUUUUUGGAACAUGAGCCAGCAUGCAUGAAGGAGAUGCUUGUUUUAGUGGUGAAGAAAGAAAUUUACCAGUGGCCCAUUCUGACAUAUGGGAAGCAGAGCUUGGAGAGGUGGGAAAGCCUUCCUUUGGGUGGGGAAGUGAGGAUGGGGGAUAGCCCCUCCAGUGCUGCUUGUGUCCUACUCAGAGCCAGGAGCUUCUUCCUCUCAUGGAGGAGCUGUUUUUUUUCUGUUGCAGUAACAAAUAAAACACUUGAGAUGGCUUAGUUUGAGAAAUCUCAGGAGACAUUAGCUACAACGCUGCUCUUGUGCAUGUGCAUGUCUGAGCACUUUUGUAAGGCAAUUAUGGGUCUUUAAUUUUAAAACUGGGACCUCAGAGGUGACUUUUGGCAGAAACAAGAGGCACGAUCUGCAUCUCCUGUUCAUCUGACUCGGGUGUUGUUUCUUUUAAGAGCUGUUGGCAUUAUGUACUUAUCAGAUCUGUCUGUUACCACUGGGCUGCAUUUCCUUUUCAGGGCUAGAACGGAAUCAGGAUCACUAAUGUACUGUAGUUUAGCAGGGAGGUGAACUGCUUGUAAAUUGUUGAUGCCAUCUUUUAUUGCAUGUGAUAGUUCAGGGGGAGUAACAGCCUGUUCUUCAGCACAAAUUGCUCUAUGGAUCUGGGAAGACCCAGGAUAAAAAUCUCUGUUUCUCGAGCUACUCUCCUUUCCUUUAAAAUUGCUCAUGUUGUGUGCAGUGUUAAAAAGUAGACUUAGAAACAAGACUAUAAAUCUUUUGGAUUGCUGUAGAUAAUGAGCGGGAUAAGGAAAAAGGAAUUCUCAGGUCAACUCUUCAUCCCACAUUUCUUUUCUGCUGCAGUUCUAGAUUGAACAUGAAAAGGGAUAGGUAGAGUAACAGAGUAGAAAUCUGUAAUUGAAACAGCCCAUGGCAGAAGCAGAGAGAUUGUUGUGCUUUUUUCCAGCCCUUUGCAGUUGCUGUGCUGCUCAAAUGUCUUGCUUUGUACAUUCCUUGUAGGAAUAACUCUGACCAGGCAAGGAUAUGAUGCAAUGUAAGGUCAUAGUAAAUGUGAUGUGUGCAGAAAACAGGAGACAAGUGGGCAUUGAUUGUUCCGUGGAAAAUCUUUUUUAAAAUAAUUUUUUAUUUCCCAUAUGAAGGUCAUGCAUUUUAGAUUAAAAUAUUUGAGGUAAGCAUAAACAUGUUAUAAUGUAGGAUAGGUUUUUGUGUCUUAUUUACCAGGUCUGUAAUGAACCAAUUAAUUGUUCAGAGUGCACACAACAUUGCUGUGUCUGAGAGCUUGUGGUGCUUAUCAUGAGGUAAAGGUGUAGAAAGGUAAUGUGCUCCUUUAGGAGCCUCGGCCUCACUCGUGUGGGAGUUCUGCUGCAAAGCAGAGCUGAGAAAUGAGUGAUCCGGAAGGUUGCUGCACAGUUCCUGACGUUCUUCCUUCUUUCCAGUGAAGUUUUUGAGUUCCUCAAAACAGCUGCUUAACUGCUGCAGGCUCAGGGCCAAGUGAAACGUGUCCAGAUGUGGUGGGACAGGUGUGCUUCAUUCAGUUAACAUGACUGAUCUCCAGUUUCAUCCUUCUUUAUCUCUACUGACUAAUUAAUACAGAAUAAUUGGGCAUUUUUCUUACUUGGUUCUUUUGUGGUUUUAAUGCCAUGCAUUCUACAGAUAUUUUUAUGUUUUUGUAUAUGUCUUCUUUCAACUGUUUGGAGCAUUUGGGAAGAGGAGCAUCAUGAUUCACAUCUCUCCUUCCCUCUUUUUUAAAUGUAGGUUGUCAACACCUUACAGAGACAAGGCUGAGUAUUUGAACUUUAAAGGCUUUGUAAAUAGAACACACGUAAUUAAUGCACACUUAGUUCUAUUUUAAUCAUAUUUUUAAGCUACUCUAAUGAUGUUGAGAGAUGCAACCUGAGAUUUUCCUGGUUGGAUUAUUUCAGAUGGCAAAUAAUGCAUAUAAAAUAUGCUGAAAAUGAUCAAACACUUAAAACUAAAAUUCUAACUAUUUUAUUCAUACUUUGGGAUAGCUAAAAUAUUAGAUGUAAGAAAAGGCAAGCAGAAAAUGGAAUAGGAGACCUUGUACACGAUUGUUGCAUGCAUUACUCUGACCAGAGCUAUGCUGGCUUCAAGGUCCUUGAAUUUGCUGAAGGAAAAGUGGAAAAAAGAGGGGAGAAGUGUGGAUGAACACAGGAGCCUCGUGGCCCUGUGGUGCUGCACAAGAUUUUUUGCUUUUCGUUUUUUUGGAGAUGUCUUGACAAUAUUUUAGUCAAUAAAUACCAAGCAUCAUCCAUCUUUAUUUUGAGGAGGUAUUGCAGUCACUUCAGAUACAUCAUUUCUGUCACAAGGUUUACAGUUAAGGAUAUCUUCCUUCCUAGGAAGCCUCUCUUGAAAGGGCACUUUUGAAAGGAUAUGUGUGUCCCUGCAGAAGUCAGAUGAAUCACCUCAGUGAUCACCCAGAUAGUGGGGUCUGAAAGGAAGGUAGAUAAAAUGAAAAUAAAUGUCAUAUUUCAAAUUAUGCUGAAAAAUUAAACUGAAUGUAUAAGAACAAAUGUAUUGUGGAUUUCAUAAAAGAAAAAUGAGAUUCAACGUGAAAGUUUAGAGUCUUCUCAAAGCAAGAAGUCAGCAUGAGUCAAUUUGUUUUGUCUUUGUUACAUUUUUAAUAGCUAUAAUUUUUUUCUUCAUAAUAUUAAACACUACAUUACUGUAUCUUUGUGAUUUUGGAUGUGGAGGAUGAGUGGAAGUGUAACAGCAAAAAAGACAAUAAGACCUCGUUUAAAAAGAAUCUAUAAGAAGACAACAUAUCUGGUUUUACUUCUGAUUUUGUUGAGGAAUAAGAGAGCAGCGCACUGUGGCUGUUCACAGUGUGCACUCUGGGCUCAAGUCUUUAUUUCUGAGUACUCCUAAGUGGGAAAUAUGCCUGAGGUUUAAGACAUUAAAUCAAUUCUGUGUUUAACAGAGUACAAAUCCUCUCUGUUAUGCAGCCUUUUUUACAGAUUUAAAGAAAGUGAUACAGAAGAGAAAAAACAAAUUAAAAAAAAAAAAAAAGAAAGAAUGGAUCGUGUCCUGUUUGCCAGAGCAGUUUUGCCACAUCUUUCAAAAAGUAAAUAGCAAUUAGCAUUGCUUAUACUGUGCUGCUGCUCAGGCUAUUUCAGGUAGUCCAGAAAUGCCAGCCACAGAUAACAAGGUGAAAAGAUCAAAUGCUUCAUCCUAGGAGAGACCUGCCCUUGCUAAUGAGUUUCACAGUCUCUUUGCUUGAUGUGUAACUGAGCUGCCCCGUUGUGUUCACUGAAAUGCUCGGGGCUUGGAUUGGGUUUUAGGAUGUUUGUAGCUGUGAUAAAGUGAUUAAGAUUGUACAUUUUGAUGUAGAUAGCUGGAAGGGCAGGCCUAUCCUUACAGCCUGAAUGGAAUUAGUUCUGCCCAAUGACAACUUGUGGGCUGGCAGUGCUGCAUCCAGCGAUGGCAACGGACCUAUUUUGUGCACUGUCAACAGAGCAACAGAGCUCGUUGUUGAGAGACCACACCCACAAAAACCAAUCCCCACCAGGACUUAGGAGGCUGUUUCUCCGUCUGUGGGUUUGAACCUGCAUCAGUUUGGAUGUUUGCCUUCCAAAGCUGCCCAUGCAGGUGCUACUGUGUCCACUUUAAUGCAGAGCCCUUGCGUGCCCCGAGGUGCGUGUGGCAUUUUUCCCUUGGUUCUGUGUUUUUUGCAGACUGACAGGGUUUGCUUAGAAAGGGCUGUUUAAUAUUUUGGUUUGCCCUUGGCAUUCAUUGCAUGGACUCACAUCUCUUCUAAUGUACUGAGUGUAGAAUUAUUAAUUUCCUUUUCAGUUUUUCUGUCUGGCCUUUUACUCCUGUGUCUGAGUUUUUCAGCAAAGUAAAAAAAAAAAUUAAUUUUCACAAUGCUCCUGUAAGAUGAGAGCCAACUGUUCUUUUUUCUAAAGAUGAGGAAGAGAGGCAUAUAGGACCUAAGAAACAAAUUUGGAACUUGAAAGAUUUCUUUAUCUCUAGGUAAUGUGUGUAUAUAUGUGUGUGUAUAUAUAUAUAUAGUACAUUGUAUGUAUUCAAAGUACACGCUCCAUUAAGUCAUAUUGUUUAUCAGCAGCACUUGGUAUCUCCAUGCCCAUCAAAUCAUCUCAAAUGAUCUCUGUCCCUUGAGCUACUGGAUUAACUGAUAGCAGUUGCAGGCUGCCUUCCUUGCUGUUGAACUGGACUAGAAAAAGCAAGGGAGAUUGCUGGCUGGUUUCAUAUUUAUGUGCAGAUGGUGGUGAAGGAAGUUUGGGGUAUCCUGAGUACAUUUUCAGGCCUCUGCUCCAGCAGGCACAAGUGCUUCUGUUCUUCCCGCAGCUGUGACCACUGUGGCCUGAUCCCAUCCAUUCUGUUGUUCCAGACCUUGCCAGGCAGUUGUCUCCUGCUGCUGUUUUCUCCAGCUAGGCAGUGUCUGCUCCUCAGCCUCUCAUCCUAGGUCCCUUCUCUUUGAAUUUUCUAUCCAAGGUCCCUUCUCUUUGCAAUUUCUAUCCAGUCUCACUGGUGUGAACCUCCCCACCCCUCUCUAGUUUCCUUGCCUUGCUAGAUCCAGCUCAGCAUCCAAUCUGCCUAUUCUCUCAGUACAUUCACUGGUUCAUAAUUCCAGUUUCUGUGUUUGCCAAAUUAGCUUGCUCGCCCAUUCUUUUCACCUGCUACCCUUCUCUUUCCUCCCUCUUUCUUCUCUUGUGACUGGUUUCUGUGGAAAGUUCACAGGUUCCCUGGUUCUAAUUUUCCUUUAAAACAUCUCACUUUCCUACACCCAGGUUUCCUCUUUCUAGUGCAGCAGUUAUCCCAAUUUUCAUUCAUUAAGUCUUUGCCUUUUUUUUUUAAAUUAUGGUACAAGAGUGUAGACACAGACCCUCUCAGCUCCCAAAAUGGGUGAUGUAGAAACAGGUCCAACACAAUUCACAGCAUUGCAGGAGUCCACUGGAGUAAGAGCUGAUCCCAGUCUGUACUGGAUGACUCAUGGUGUUUGGAACCUGUGAGCAGUUUAGUUGCAAAAAGUCUGCUGAAUGUGUAUGUAGUAUUGUUUUCCAAAAAUCUGUAAUUUGACCCAAGUGACUUGUGAGUAGAAGCUUCCAGGUUUAACGUGUCUAGUAGUAACACGAGAAGCUGUGAUCAGGCUUGAUCACAUGUUGCUUGGCAAGACAUCCUGAAGAAAAUGUGUUUUCAGCUCACUUUUAUGCCAUCUACAACAUGGUACAUCGAAGAGAGCCCAUCCCUGAGGCGUAUGACCAUGAUGAGGGAGAAGGGAAGGCGACAGGCCAUUCGGGGCCCGGCCUUCAUGUUCAACAACAGGGGCACGAGCCUGACGGCCGAGGAGGAGCGAUUCCUGGAUGCUGCCGAGUACGGGAACAUCCCCGUGGUGCGCAAAAUGCUCGAGGAGUCAAAGACGCUGAAUGUCAACUGCGUUGACUACAUGGGCCAAAACGCCUUGCAGCUCGCUGUGGGGAAUGAACAUUUGGAAGUGACAGAACUUCUGUUAAAAAAAGAGAACUUGGCACGGAUUGGAGAUGCCCUGCUGCUCGCAAUCAGCAAGGGUUACAUUAGGAUAGUGGAAGCAAUUUUGAAUCAUCCUGGGUUUUCAGUAAAUAAGCGACUGACUCUGAGCCCUUGUGAGCAGGAGCUCCAGGAUGAUGAUUUUUAUUCCUAUGACGAAGACGGUACCCGCUUUUCUCCAGACAUCACUCCCAUAAUUUUAGCCGCCCACUGCCAAAAAUACGAGGUCGUGCACAUGCUGUUGAUGAAGGGAGCGAGGAUAGAAAGACCUCAUGAUUAUUUCUGCAAAUGUAAUGACUGUACAGAGAAGCAAAAACACGAUUCUUUCAGUCACUCUAGGUCAAGAAUAAAUGCGUACAAAGGACUGGCCAGUCCGGCUUACCUGUCCCUCUCCAGCGAAGAUCCAGUGCUCACUGCUCUCGAGCUCAGCAAUGAACUUGCGAAGUUGGCCAACAUUGAAAAAGAAUUCAAGAACGACUACCGCAAGCUGUCCAUGCAGUGCAAGGACUUCGUGGUUGGCGUCCUGGACCUGUGCCGGGACUCGGAAGAGGUGGAGGCCAUCCUGAACGGGGAUCUGAACGCGGAGCCGCUGGAAGCGCAGAGGCACCGAGCGUCCCUGAGCCGCGUCAAGCUGGCCAUUAAGUACGAAGUCAAAAAGUUUGUGGCCCAUCCAAACUGUCAGCAACAGCUACUGACAAUCUGGUAUGAAAACCUCUCAGGAUUACGGGAGCAGACCAUAGCUAUCAAGUGUCUGGUGGUGCUGGUUGUGGCACUGGGCCUUCCCUUUCUAGCCAUUGGUUAUUGGAUUGCACCAUGUAGCAGGCUUGGAAGAAUUCUUCGAAGCCCAUUUAUGAAAUUUGUGGCACAUGCAGCAUCCUUCAUUAUUUUCCUAGGCCUGCUGGUGUUCAAUGCUUCAGACAGAUUUGAGGGCAUAACGACCCUGCCCAAUGUCACUGUUACUGAUUACCCCAAGCAGAUCUUUAGGGUGAAGACCACCCAGUUCACCUGGACAGAAAUGCUGAUCAUGGUGUGGGUUCUUGGUAUGAUGUGGUCAGAAUGCAAAGAGCUGUGGCUGGAAGGACCCAGGGAAUACAUCUUGCAGUUAUGGAAUGUUCUGGAUUUCGGGAUGCUGUCCAUUUUUAUUGCUGCUUUCACAGCCAGGCUGCUGGCAUUCCUUCAGGCCACAAAAGCACAACAGUAUGUGGACAACUACAUUGAGGAGAACGACCUCUCCGAGGUCACCCUUCCUCCAGAAAUUGAAUAUUUUACUUAUGCUAGAGAUAAAUGGCUCCCAUCUGAUCCUCAGAUAAUAUCUGAAGGCCUUUAUGCAAUUGCUGUUGUUCUCAGCUUUUCUCGGAUCGCCUACAUCCUGCCUGCAAAUGAGAGUUUUGGGCCCUUGCAGAUCUCCCUUGGAAGGACUGUUAAGGACAUCUUCAAGUUUAUGGUCCUUUUUAUUAUGGUAUUUCUUGCAUUUAUGAUUGGAAUGUUCAUACUGUACUCCUACUACCUUGGAGCUAAACUAAACCCAGCCUUUACAACAGUGGAAGAAAGUUUCAAGACCUUAUUUUGGUCGAUAUUUGGCUUGUCUGAAGUAACCUCUGUUGUCCUCAAAUAUGAUCACAAGUUCAUUGAGAACAUUGGUUAUGUUCUUUAUGGCAUAUACAACGUCACAAUGGUGGUGGUUCUGCUCAACAUGCUGAUUGCUAUGAUCAACAGUUCAUAUCAAGAAAUUGAGGAUGACAGUGAUGUAGAGUGGAAGUUUGCUCGUUCUAAACUUUGGCUGUCAUAUUUUGAUGAUGGAAAAACAUUACCUCCUCCCUUCAGUCUUGUACCAAGCCCCAAAUCUUUUUUCUAUUUCAUCAUGAGGAUCAUUAACUUUUCUAAGUGCAGGAGGAGACGGCUACAGAAGGACAUUGAAAUGGGAAUGGGAAACUCCAAAUCAAGGUUAAACCUUUUCACUCAGUCAAAUUCCAGAGUUUUUGAAUCCCACAGUUUUAACAGCAUUCUCAAUCAGCCAACACGCUAUCAGCAAAUAAUGAAGAGACUGAUAAAACGUUACGUUCUGAAAGCACAAGUGGACAAAGAAAAUGAUGAAGUCAAUGAAGGAGAAUUAAAGGAAAUCAAACAGGACAUCUCCAGUCUUCGCUAUGAACUGUUGGAGGAUAAGUCCCAAGCAACAGAAGAGUUGGCAAUUUUAAUACAUAAACUCAGUGAGAAACUAAAUCCUAAUAUGCUGAGAUGUGAAUGAUUCAGCAAAGGAACCGUGGCUUCGACUACAGCACAACUAUUUAUUGGCAAUAAUAUUUCAGUAUCUUAUACUUGAAAAAAAUGUAUUGUAGAUUUUUAGCACUAAAUAACUUUAUGUACAGCUUCUCUGGAAUUUAGUCUUAGGAACUUUUAUUAACUCACCACAGAAAGAUUGCUCUCUUCAUUUUAAUUGUCUAAAAGCAAGAACUAUCAUAACUUUUUUUUUUGCAUUUAUGCAUUAAAAAGGUAUAAUGGUAUCGAUUGCUGAUAUUUUAACAGGUUUAUGAUUACAUAUGGAGAUUCUUUGCACUAAAUUUGCAAGACAAAAAAUUAACAGAUAGAGCGUAAUACUCUGUUCCUUGCAGUGUCCAGGUACAAAAUAGGAUUUUUCGUACUACAAUAAACCAACUAGAGAUGA
Molecule: messenger RNA, 10548 nt
Organism: Haemorhous mexicanus (house finch)
Lineage: Eukaryota; Metazoa; Chordata; Aves; Passeriformes; Fringillidae
Gene: TRPC3
Product: transient receptor potential cation channel subfamily C member 3
Exons: 12
Coding region: 7546-10131 (861 amino acids)
Biological process (GO): calcium ion transmembrane transport; regulation of cytosolic calcium ion concentration; manganese ion transport
Cellular component (GO): membrane; cation channel complex
Molecular function (GO): store-operated calcium channel activity; inositol 1,4,5 trisphosphate binding; protein binding
Source: RefSeq, a predicted model, not a curated record